Molecule: messenger RNA, 866 nt
Organism: Suncus etruscus (white-toothed pygmy shrew)
Lineage: Eukaryota; Metazoa; Chordata; Mammalia; Eulipotyphla; Soricidae
Gene: DENR
Product: density regulated re-initiation and release factor
Exons: 7
Coding region: 3-605 (200 amino acids)
Biological process (GO): translation reinitiation; formation of translation preinitiation complex
Molecular function (GO): translation initiation factor activity; mRNA binding
Source: RefSeq, a predicted model, not a curated record
CCAUGGCUGCUGACAUUUCGGAAUCCGGCGGGCCGGACUGCAAAGGCGACCCGAUGAGCACUCCUCCCAAAUUAGAUGAUGCCGAGUACCCGCUUCGCGUCCUUUAUUGUGGAGUCUGUUCAUUACCAACAGAGUACUGCGAAUACAUGCCUGACGUUACAAAGUGCAGACAAUGGUUAGAGAAGAACUUUCCAAAUGAGUUUGCAAAACUUACUGUAGAAAAUUCACCCAAACAAGAAGCUGGACUUAAUGAGGGUCAGGGAACAGUAGGGGAAGAGGAAGAGAAGAAAAAGCAGAAGAGAGGCGGAAGAGGUCAAAUUAAACAGAAAAAGAAGACUGUACCGCAAAAGGUCACGAUAGCCAAAAUCCCCCGGGCAAAGAAGAAAUACGUAACACGGGUGUGUGGCCUGGCGACUUUUGAAAUUGAUCUUAAAGAAGCACAAAGAUUUUUUGCUCAAAAAUUCUCCUGUGGUGCCUCAGUAACAGGGGAGGAUGAAAUCAUCAUUCAGGGAGACUUUACAGAUGAUAUCAUUGACGUCAUUCAGGAAAAAUGGCCAGAGGUGGAUGAUGAUAGCAUUGAAGAUCUUGGAGAAGUGAAGAAGUGAUUUUGAAUAUUUGUCCGUAUUUAAUGAUCUGAACUGAGAGUCGAUAUGGCCAAAGGGAGAGAGAGAGUCCUUUAAAAAUAUAUAUAUUUAUCCUACAGUCAAACUGUGGACUACCCUCACCGUUGGCAUCUUCACUGUUCUGUACGAGGCUGCUUGUUUGUUUGUUUGUUUUUAUUGCCAAAGUCUAAUAAACAGGGGAGACUGUUGUUGCUGAUGCAUAAAAUAGAAUUUAGUCAAAUAAAAAUUUUUGGUCUUUUGGUA